AUGUCGACGUCGGUUCAAGAUGCCAAGGUGCCGAAAUUCGUCAACUUUGUAAUAGGUGGCAUGUCGGGAGUAAUAGCUCAAAUCGUGACACAUCCUAUGGAUGUUAUUAAGAUACGUAUGCAAGUGUCGCAGGAUACUUUACGUGUCGCAGCACUCCGUAUGUUUUGCACGAACGGAGUUUGCGGUUUUUAUGCGGGACUGAGCGCGGCUCUUCUUCGUCAAUUAACCUAUACCACCAGCAGACUUGGAAUUUAUAUCACUUUGCUAGAUAUUGGGGAACAACAUUUUGGUUAUUUAAAUUAUGUUACGAUGAUAAGUUUUGGGAUGAUAGCUGGUGUGAUAGGUUCUUUCAUCGGCACUCCCACGGAUCUGAUAUUAAUUCGCAUGGUGGCAGACAUGAAUUUGCCACCAGAAAAGCAAAGAAAAUAUAGGAACGCCGUUAGUGGUAUCUUUAAUAUAUGGAAAACUGAAGGAUUUUUCGGAUUAUGGAGAGGAGCGAUACCUACGAUGGGUAGAGCAGCGAUUGUAAAUGGAGCACAAUUAGGUACAUACACAAGAGUGAAGAAAUUAUUGCAAGACAGAGAAUAUAUUCAACAUGAUGUACUAUUACAAAUUACCGCUGCCAUGAUGUCUAGUGCAGUUACGUGUUUCGCUUCGAUUCCGAUCGACACAGCUAAAACUAGGAUUCAAAACUGGAGGCAACCUACGAAACCACCUAAUCUUCUAGCUAUGAUCAUUAAUAUUGCUAAAAAGGAAGGUGUAAUGUUGUUAUGGCGCGGUCUUCUUCCGUAUUAUUCCAAAUCAGCACCCAAUACAAUAAUUACCAUGGUAUGCGUUGAUCAACUUCAUGACAUGUACUUGAAAUUUUGCCAAUAA
Molecule: messenger RNA, 876 nt
Organism: Acromyrmex echinatior (Panamanian leafcutter ant)
Lineage: Eukaryota; Metazoa; Arthropoda; Insecta; Hymenoptera; Formicidae
Product: mitochondrial 2-oxoglutarate/malate carrier protein
Biological process (GO): transmembrane transport
Source: RefSeq, a predicted model, not a curated record